GGUGAGGAGGGCCGAGGAUCACCGGCAUUGUACCGUUAAGCUUUUCGCCGCUUUACUGGGACGUUACCUCAUCUUUACUUUACUAAAUUCUGUUUUGACUAUUCUGCUCUCUUCACCCAUACAGAGUUAACAGAGGGUAAGCGACGUAAACAUAUCGGAGACAGAGAGAGAAAGAGAAAGAGAGAGCUAUAGGAGCUGGCGUCUGAGAAGUGAAAAUCCAAAAAUCCGUUACUGAAAAGGUUUAAUGGUCUCCAGUAAACCAGGAAAGCUAAUUCUGUGGAUUAAUUAGUAGUGCUUCAUAACCAACAAACUCUACCCUGGAAUAAGACUUUUCCACCCUUUUGCAUAGGAUAUAUUUUUCUUGUACUGGAAUCUUUCCUGUUUCACCUGUGCAAGGACAGCGACUGGCAGCAGAGGAGGUGGGAGAGGACGUACUGCUGGCCGGGGAGAAAAAGAAGAAAAAGAAGCGGUCGAAGGAAAGGGAGGGAGAUCAUUUCAGUUUCUCUCGGAUGGGAUUCCUCAGCCAGUGGAUGGGGGGAUGAAACCGGGAGAAAAAGACGAGGAGAGAGAGGAAGAGAGAGGGGAGAGAAGAGGAGGAUAUAGUCGUCGGGCGCUGUGAGAAUGCAACGCACCCCUCUGGAAGACAGGAUUGAACUAUAAACCCAUACGGAAUUUACACCACUCAACGGCUAUUACAGGUAUUUACCUCGAUACAGCUACGUAUACACCUAUAUGGGGCAUAUUCUCUUAUCUGGAACCUAUCUGUGUGGAGUUACAAGUAUCAUCACCACUACCAAUCUAAUUAUGGGAUUUGGAAAGAUAAUUGCGCCCUGACACCCCGUGAACGAAGAAACCAUAUUCGAGAAAAGUGAGUGAAAACACAGAAGACCUUUGGCUGGACCCUCAUCCAGGAUGUUGUAGCUAUGGUAACAUGUGACUCCUGAAGCCAAGGGUUAUCUGCUUUUACAUCUCAGAAGGUGUUGUGCCCAGGAGGGGUGGUAACCAUGGAGAGGCUGUUGCUGUGUUUGAUGCUCAUAAUUACCAUGGCAGUGCGGGCACAGAUCUGCCCAAAACGCUGCGUAUGUCAGAUCCUGUCGCCCAACCUGGCAACCCUCUGUGCCAAGAAAGGUCUACUGUUUGUACCACCAAACAUUGACAGGCAUACAGUGGAACUACGGUUAGCUGACAACUUUGUCACAAGUGUGAAGAGGAAAGAUUUUGCAAACAUGACACGGCUGGUGGACCUAACAUUAUCAAGAAACACCAUCUCCUACAUCACACCUCAUGCCUUUGCUGAUCUGGAAAACCUCAGAGCCCUACAUCUCAACAGUAACCGGCUGACAAGGAUAGGUAAUGAUACUUUCAGCGGGAUGUCAAAACUUCACCACUUGAUUCUGAACAACAACCAGCUGGUGCUGAUCCACCAGGGAGCAUUCAAUGACCUGUUGGCGCUGGAGGAACUGGACCUCAGUUACAAUAACCUGGACUCGAUUCCAUGGGAGGCCAUCCAGAAAAUGAUCAGCCUCCAUACAUUGAGUUUAGACCACAACAUGUUGGACUUCAUUCCAGAGGGAACCUUUUCCCUUCUACAGAAACUCAACCGGCUGGACGUCACCUCCAAUAAACUCCAAAAGCUACCCCCAGACCCUCUGUUUCAACGAGCACAGGUACUGGCCACGUCAGGGAUCCUGAACCCCUCUUCCUUUGCACUGUCAUUUGGUGGGAACCCUCUCCACUGUAACUGUGAGUUACUGUGGCUGCGAAGGCUGAACAGAGAGGAUGACCUGGAGACAUGCGCCUCACCACAACACCUCUCUGGCCGAUACUUCUGGUCCAUCCCUGAGGAAGAGUUCUUGUGUGAACCCCCACUCAUCACCAGAUACUCUCAUGAAAUGAGGGUGCUCGAAGGGCAGAGAGUUGCACUCAGGUGUAAAGCAAGAGGUGACCCAGAGCCGGCCAUCCACUGGAUCUCUCCUGAGGGCAAACUUGUAUCUAACUCCUCCAGAACGCUGGUCUACACCAACGGUACCCUAGACAUCCUCAUCAGUACUGUGAAAGACACUGGCUCCUUCACCUGCAUCUCCUCUAAUCCUGCUGGUGAAGCCCAUCAAACAAUAGACUUGGUUAUUAUAAAACUCCCCCACAUCUCCAACAACACCAACAACAUCCAGGAGCCUGAUCCGGGAUCGUCGGACAUUUCCACGUCGACCCGAGGCGGGGCCAAUGGGAGCAACGUGACCGGUGACGUGAAAGGCGGGGUGGAUAAGAGGGUGGUGAUAGCUGAAGCAACAUCGUCAACUGCGCUGAUCAAGUUCAACUUCCAGAGGAAUAUUCCAGGCAUUAGGAUGUUCCAGAUACAGUACAACGGGAGCCAGGACGACUCGCUGGUCUACAGAAUGAUCCCGCCAUCAAGCAAAAACUUCCUGGUCAACAAUUUGGCAGCAGGGACCCAGUAUGACCUCUGUGUGCUGGCCAUCUACGAUGAUGUCAUCACCUUUCUAACAGCUACACGUGUGGUUGGCUGUGUGCAGUUCACCACUGAGUCAGAAUAUAUGAGGUGUCAUUUUAUGCAGUCGCAGUUCCUCGGCGGGACUAUGAUCAUCAUCAUUGGAGGGAUAAUAGUGGCCUCAGUGCUCGUUUUCAUCAUCAUCCUGAUGAUACGGUACAAGGUGUGUAACCCCGGCGAGGGUGGUAAAGGCGUUUCAUUGUCAAUGACCAAUGUUCACUCGCAGACCAAUGGGCAGCAGUCACAGGGAUGCACUGUGACUCCCAGCGUUUCUAAACACGGCUCAAUCGGAUUAGACGACCUCUCAGGAGGCACUAAGAAAAGGAGCGGAGCAGCAGGAGGAGGAGGAGAUGGGGGCAAGGAUACGGUGACUCAGUCGUCCGACUCAUCCCUGCCUGACUGCUCCACAGCUACAUCAGUUCUCAGCCAAACUUGGGGAGCCAGAAGCCCAGCAGCUGGAGCUGAGGAACAGGAGAAAGCAGGUGAAGUGAGAGCUGAAGCUGGCGUCUUGUCGCCCUCUGCCACCACUGGAUCACUCCCCAAGCCAAAGCGGAAGCCCGCUCCAAGUAAGCCGGGCCCAGCUUGCUUAAACACCUCAGCUGCUCAAGAAAAUCUCCCUUAUCCCUCCCCUCACCCUCCUUCUUCAUCCUCCUCCAACACCUCUUCCGCUCUCCUCCCCUCUUCUGGCCCUUUGGAGAACCUCAACACCAACCGCAACAACUCCACCUCUCUCAGCCAAACCCCGCCUCCUUUUGCUCCUUCUCCUUUCUCCAGUCCUCUCACCAGCCUGAGCCCCACUGUCUCCAUCCAAUUUGGAGAAAUACCCAUUCUACGCCGGGCUCCUCGCACCACAACCUCCUCCUCCUGCGCCAAGUACCAGACUCUCCCUGUGGAGGAGGGAGGGAGGAGCAGGGCGAGGAGGAGGUACUCACUCAGUGAAGGAGGCUCUAAGACUCAUUCAUCCCAUCAGGGAGGAGGAGGAGCACCAAAAUUAGGACGCAUAAUACGGAACAAAAGGAGCCAAUCAAUGAGUGGGAUGCUUCUCCCUGAAGAUGGGGAUGGAGACUCGGACAACCGGCAGUGUGAUUCAGACUGGAUCUUAGAAAGCACGGUUUGAACCAGAAUAAUACAGCGACAUAAAAUAAACUUUGGUUUAUUCAUUAUUGUUUAUCUUUUGUAUGAGAUGAAGUGUGAGAAUGCAUUAGUUUCUGUUUGUUUAUGGGUGUAUGACUGUGAGUGUUUGUGAUAUGUUUUUGCCAUCUAGAAUGUGCAUUUUGGUGUGUGUGUGUUGUGUCAUCAUGUUAGUUGGGACUGGAUGACUGACUGUGACUGUGUUUUCCAAGCAACCAUGUCUUCUUUCUCUUUUUUUUGUCAUAACUCCUCUCCACAGCUCUUCGCAUUCAGUUUACAUUUUCUUCACUCUGAAAGUAUCUGUUUUGCAGUGGGGUCAUUCAGUGAGUGGAUAACUUGCCUUUUCUCGUAGCGUCCUUGACUGAUCUUGUUGGUCCCACUUUAUAGCACAAAAGAAAACAAGAUAACUGGCUUGCCAGGUCAGUUCCUCACGCUCACCUUAUCUGAAAAUACCACAAAAAGGGAAUAUUACAGGAAAAAAGAGGAAUAAAAAAACUACAAGAACUGAAAAACACACCAAUGUUAAACUUCACAUGCCCACAGAAAGUGUACGUCCAUAUCGUGGCAAGAGAAUAGCAGUCUGUGCCUUCUUUUGCACUAGCAGACCCUCUGACAGAUGACAUAACCAGAUUUAGGACUCCACCACGGCUCCACAAAUGAGGGAUUAGCACCGAGAGGACAAACAAAGGAAGAGAGAGAUUUCACACAUAGCCUUUCAUACCUUCUGAGGAGUACAGAUGUUUUGUUGACAUAUAGACACAAACUGUGACAAAAGUAACAAACAGAUAAAGACUUAAAUGGACCUCUUAUGAAAUUGAUAUUUUUUAAAGGGAAGAAUAAACAAAAAAGAACAUAUAAACCUUGUGAGCUUUUCACUGACACUGGUUUACUAUAGCCUGUGUUGGUCACAAGCUCCUGGGAAGCUUCUGUACAGAAAAAGACAACAUGUACUGUGUUGUUAUGUUGUGUAAAAUAAAAAGGGGAUAAAAUGAAACCUGGAAAUGUGAAAAGUGUGUCAUAUACAUAUAUGUUUAAAAUAUGCUUUACUCGUUUUCUGCAUAUUUACGUAUCAGGGAUGAGGAAAUCACAAUACGAGCUUUUAGAAACAGCAGUAAUGUCUCCAGCAUCUAUUUCUACUGUGAUGUCAGCAAAGACAUAUUCACAUUUUCUUGUUUUCACUUGUCUUGUGAUUUUAACCAUCAGCUUUCGGCUAAAACAAAACUAUAUGUGCACACAUACACAUACUGUCUGGCUAUUUAUUUAGAGAAUCUCAUUUCUAAACCUUGUAUUCUUUCCUGACUGCAAACGCAUUGCAAAAAACUGCUCCCAUGAGGCUCUGACAGUGUGCCAGUGAGGCUCGUGGGAUAUGUUGGCGAACGCUGAUGAAAAUGAUCAUUAUUUUAUCUUUGUUAAAAUGAUGAAGUGUUACCGUCCAGAACAGUAAAUUUACUGAAAAAUGCAGGAACACAUUAAAGUCUUUGAGAAAACCUGUUGAGCAACACAGUCAAGCAAGCAGAAUAAAAGCUAGAUAAGAGAGGGGGCAGGACUUCAGCUCUCUGUAUGUUCUCACACAUACAACACUCUCCUAAAGUGACAGACCUUGACUUUGUAACGCAGCAGCUGCUCCCCACUCCACUUUAAGGAAACAUGACAUUGUGAGAAGUACUAAUACUAAUAAAAUUUGUGUCCAAUAGUACUGUAG
Molecule: messenger RNA, 5339 nt
Organism: Monopterus albus (swamp eel)
Lineage: Eukaryota; Metazoa; Chordata; Actinopteri; Synbranchiformes; Synbranchidae
Gene: lrfn5a
Product: leucine rich repeat and fibronectin type III domain containing 5a
Exons: 10
Coding region: 1005-3623 (872 amino acids)
Molecular function (GO): protein binding
Source: RefSeq, a predicted model, not a curated record